Rotaria sp. Silwood2 is the source of this 1017-nucleotide messenger RNA. Lineage: Eukaryota; Metazoa; Rotifera; Eurotatoria; Philodinida; Philodinidae. The record is from the annotation of a GenBank genome assembly.
AUGGAUUUCUCGAAAUUUUUCGAUGAUGAAUUCAAUGUUACUGACUGGCUUAAUCAAGCGUUUCGAUUACAAAAAGAAUCGAAUCAAAAUGUUGAUAGUUACACAGGAACAUUAAUAACAAAGCUACAAAUGUAUAUUCAAGAAAUGAAUAAUUCAAUUGAAGAAACAAGUCAACAAGCUAUUCAACAAUUUCCUCGAGUUCUUCGUGAAAUUGAUGUUCUUAGGCAUGAAGCAACUUUAUUACAAGACCAAAUGCGUACAGUACGAGGUGAUAUUCAAAAAGUCAAUCAAGAUACAGCAGAUGGAAUGCGAAAUUUAAUCCAAUUAGAUUUAGUUAAAAAUCGUAUUCAAUCAGCAUCAAAAGCAUUACAAGAAGCAGAUAAUUGGGUUACAUUAUCAGCUCAAAUUGAAGAUACAUUUGACUCAAAAGAUACUGUACAAAUAGCAACAAAAUUAAUAGCUAUGCAACAAUCAUUAAAAAUUCUUACCGAUGUUCCUGAUUAUGCUGAUCGUGUUAAACGAUUAGAAACAUUAAAAGAUCGUCUUGAAGCAUUGAUGAGUCCAACAGUUGUACUUGCUUUUAAUACACAAGAUGUUGAAAUGGCUCGAUCAUUUGCACAAGUAUUUCAAUCGAUGGAUCGUGCAGAACAAUUAGAAGAUUUAUACGUAACAUCUGUACAAACUCGUCUUGAUGCACGUAUUAAAGAAAUAAUUGAUAGUGCUAAUGGUGAACAUGAAUCAAUUUUUAUUGCAAUUUAUGAUUAUUUAUUGAAUGUUUGGCAAGAUGAGAUACGUUGGUCUACAAAAAUUUUUAAUCAUCCAAAUCGCGUUACACUUUCAAUCGUAUUAAAUGGUCUUAAAACUUUUCAUAGUAAAUAUAAAAAUCAAUUUAAUACAGAACUACAAUGUCAACAAACACCAUCAUCAAAAAAACGACUCGAUAUAUUAAUUGCAUGUAAACGAGUAAGUUAUAGAAAAGUAGAAAAAAAGAAAAAGAAAAUCAAAGGUGACAAAUAA